Messenger RNA from Histoplasma capsulatum G186AR, 1572 nucleotides. Its product is annotated as MAP kinase. Bases 1 to 1572 code for a protein of 523 amino acids. Lineage: Eukaryota; Fungi; Ascomycota; Eurotiomycetes; Onygenales; Ajellomycetaceae. Gene Ontology annotation, molecular function: ATP binding; protein kinase activity. The record is from RefSeq and is a predicted model, not a curated record. The transcript is spliced from 4 exons. Gene Ontology annotation, biological process: protein phosphorylation.
AUGGGAGACUCCUUCAAGGCGCGGACACUGAAGCGAAAGAAUGUGAAGGGGCUAGCUCUCAAUUCUGCGGGGCCAAAGGCUGGCUCCAACACUUCAGAUGGCGAUGCUCAGAUACCAGGUGGCUUCGGCAAUCAAGACGGUAACCGGACAGACACACUAGAGAUCGGACUGGAGUUUAAGCUCGAUUUAAGGAGUGAGGACCUGGUGGUGCUGAAGGAGCUCGGGGCGGGCAAUGGAGGGACGGUCAGCAAGGUGAUGCAUGCGUCGACAAAAGUCAUUAUGGCUCGGAAAGUCGGCCAUGAUUGCAAUUCGCCAUACAUUGUUACGGUCUACGGCGCUUUCCAAAAUGAAGCCAGGGAUAUUGUGCUCUGUAUGGAGUAUAUGGAUUGCGGUUCCCUUGACCGUAUCUCCAAAGACUUUGGCCCCGUCCGUGUCGAUGUCCUCGGGAAAAUCGCAGAAUCUAUCCUCGCAGGCCUUGUAUACCUAUACGAAGUCCACCGCAUCAUGCACAGAGAUAUCAAGCCCUCCAACGUCCUAAUAAAUUCGAGAGGAAAUAUAAAGCUUUGCGAUUUUGGCGUGGCUACCGAAACCGUCAACUCGAUAGCGGACACUUUUGUCGGCACAUCGACAUACAUGGCUCCCGAGCGUAUUCAGGGCGGGGCAUAUACCGUACGCUCGGAUGUGUGGAGUGUUGGUUUAACCGUAAUGGAACUGGCUGUGGGCCGCUUUCCCUUUGAUGCAACCGACUCGGCUGCGGGUGAUCGCGCAAGUGCGGGGCCAAUGGGAAUUCUGGAUCUGUUGCAGCAAAUCGUGCAUGAACCCGCACCAAAGUUGCCCAAGAGCGAUGCAUUCCCGCCAAUCUUGGAUGAGUUCGUUGCCAAGUGUUUGCUCAAGAAACCGGAGGAACGUCCAACGCCGCGGGAGCUCUAUGACAAAGAUGCUUUCCUCCAAGCUGCCAAACGAACCCCAGUAAAUCUCCGCGAAUGGGCAAUCAGCAUGAUGGAACAGCACAACAGGAAAUCAUACCUCGCACCACCAGCCCCGAAAGCAAUCACGCGAGACGGCUCGAGGGAUUCCAUCUCCCACUCCCGAAACGCAGAAGCGUCCCCUCGAGCCCGCUACACACCCACGUCCGGAGAAAUCCCCCUGAACAUUGCCCGGGAACCUACCAGUAACAACAGCAGUGCCGGGCAGAUGUACGGCGACCCAAUGUCCGCCAUUGAACCCUCGUCAACAAUGGGCUUCGAGCAUCUCUCGCUCGGCAGCGCAACCCACCACCAUCCAGAUUACAACCACAACCCCCUUCAGCAUUUAACCUCAAACGGCAACGGACACAGCAACAACAACAGCAGCAUUCCUCACUCGUCGCGGCAAUACCCCAGCCAUCCGCACAUCGACACCUCUGUCCCGCAGUAUGCAUCCCCCAUGUCGGCGUCUGCCACGACCGCGCGAGCCCCCAUACAAUCUGCGACUUUGCCGUCAAGGCCGGCACCGCCUCCUUCCGGCCCACUUCCUGCACCUCCUGGCUCCGCGGGACCAGGCGGUUGGCGGACGCAGAGCCAUCGAGUAUGA